This is a messenger RNA of Indicator indicator, 967 nucleotides long. RefSeq names its product mitochondrial inner membrane protein MPV17 (gene MPV17). The transcript is spliced from 7 exons. Gene Ontology annotation, cellular component: membrane; cytoplasm. The record is from RefSeq and is a predicted model, not a curated record. Lineage: Eukaryota; Metazoa; Chordata; Aves; Piciformes; Indicatoridae. Bases 1 to 609 code for a protein of 202 amino acids.
AUGGCUCCGCGCCGCCCCGUGGAUGUGUCAUCGCUCCGCGCCGCCCCGAGGAUGUGUCAUCGCUCCGCGCAGGUCAUGGCGGCGCUGUGGAAGGGCUGCGGGCGGCUGCUGGCGCGGCGGCCGGGGGCUGCGCAGGCACUCACCGCCGGAGUCCUCAUGGGAGUUGGUGACGUGAUGGCACAGCAGCUGGUGGAGCGGCAGGGGCUGCGUGGGCACCACGGCACCCGCACUGUGAAGAUGAUGGCCAUUGGCUUUUGCUUUGUGGGCCCCGUUGUGGGCAGCUGGUACAAGAUUCUGGAUCGACUCGUCCCAGGGACCUCAAAAGUGGUGGCUGUGAAGAAGAUGGUGCUGGAUCAGGGGGCCUUUGCACCAUGUUUCCUUGGUUGCUUCCUCACCAUCACAGGUGCCAUGAAUGGUCUGUCAGUGGAAGAGAACUUUUCCAAGAUCCAGCAGGACUACGUGGAUGCCCUCCUGACCAACUAUUCCAUCUGGCCACCAGUGCAAAUCGCAAACUUCUACUUCGUGCCCCUGCAGCACAGGCUGGCCGUUGUCCAGUGCGUUGCCAUUAUCUGGAACUGCUACCUCUCCUGGAAGGCAAAUCGGGUGUGAGGUGGAAGUUGUGUCCCCUCCCUGACCACCCUGCCUGACACUGCCCCACUGACAGCGUUCCCUGGACCAGGCACCUGUGGCUGUGCACAGGGCUGGGUUAGGUAGGGUGCUGGCAGCAGCCGUCCUGUGCUCUCUUCAGGGGACUCCAUCACCCUUACUGCUCCAGGGACACGUGGAAGAGAAGACAGCACAAAGUCCAGCCUGAGAUGGGCCAGUGCCUGGGACUGAUGGAGGUCCAACAGCUGAUGCAGGCAGUUGGGGCAGUUCUGCCCCUCAGCAUGCUGCUCCAUCCAUGUUCAAUCCAGUCCCCAGCUCUUACCUUCAUGGACUUGGCUGCAGCUCUGCUGUGGGCAGUCAG